Molecule: messenger RNA, 1352 nt
Organism: Manihot esculenta (cassava)
Lineage: Eukaryota; Viridiplantae; Streptophyta; Magnoliopsida; Malpighiales; Euphorbiaceae
Exons: 9
Coding region: 170-1048 (292 amino acids)
Source: RefSeq, a predicted model, not a curated record
CCCUCUCUGCCUCUCUUCUUCCUCCUCCCUCUACCUCUUCUUUACCCUCUAACAUUCACUUUCUCUCCAUCUGUGCAUCCUUUUGCCUUCUCUAUAACCCUUAACUCCCUCUUUUUUGUUCCUUUUCUCCUUAAGUUUCAGAAAUCUUUACCUGGUUUGUUGAUUAAAGAUGGAAUACGAGAGGCCUAAAUAUGACUGCCUUCUGUUUGAUCUUGAUGAUACACUUUAUCCCCUUAGUUCUGGUCUUGCGGCUGCGUGUGGCCAGAAUAUUAAAGAUUAUAUGGUGGAACACCUAGGGAUAGAGAAGAGCAAGAUCACUGAAUUGGGUAACCUUCUCUACAAGAAUUAUGGGACAACAAUGGCUGGUCUCAGGGCAAUUGGUUAUGACUUCGACUAUGAUGAGUACCACAGUUUUGUUCAUGGGAGAUUGCCUUAUGACAACCUAAAACCAGACCCUGUCCUGAGGAUUCUUCUGCAGAGCCUCCCAAUUAGAAAAGUAAUCUUUACAAAUGCAGACAAAGUUCAUGCCCUUAAAGUUCUUACCAAGCUUGGGUUGGAAGAUUGUUUUGAAGGGAUUAUUUGUUUUGAGACUCUAAAUCCUACCCAUAAGAGCACCAUUUCUGAUGAUGAAGAUGACAUUGAGUUUGUGGGAUCAGCUGCUGCUGCUGCUGCCAAAACUGCUAAUAAUGGUCCUGAAAUUUUUGACAUUAUUGGCCAUUUUGCUCAACCAAACCCAGCCGCGGUGUUACCAAAAACACCAAUUGUCUGCAAACCAUCAGAAACUGCCAUAGAAAGGGCUCUUCAAAUAGCUAACAUUAAUCCGUACAGAACUCUGUUCUUUGAGGAUAGUGUCCGCAAUAUUCUGGCCGGAAAACGUCUGAAUCUUCACACUGUGCUGGUCGGUACAUCUCAGAGAGUGAAAGGUGCAGAUUAUGCAUUAGAAAGCAUCCACAAUCUGAGGGAAGCAGUGCCAGAGCUUUGGGAGGCUGAAAUUAAGACAGAUGGGUACCCUGCAAAGGUUGCAAGAGAGACACCUGUCACUGCUUAAGAUAUUUGCUUUCUUUGUCAUUUGCUCAAUGGAAGGAAUGAUGGAAAUCAAUGAUCACAUUAUCUCAGGAUCUAUCUAUGAUCAUAGGGUGUGCCCAUUUCCGCCCGCUCUAGUUGACUCAGCACACAAAUUGUACACCCAGUAUCCUGAAUUCAACGCUCAAACCCCAUCAUUAGAAUAUUAAUGAAAAAAAAAAUCUAAUUAAUUCAUGUUUCCCUAUUCUAUGAUCCAAUUAUGUAAAUAUUUACUGUAAUCAUUGAUAAUAUUAUUAAAAAAAUUUUAAGAGUUGCUUUCUUCUUCUCCA